AUGGGCCAAACUACCUCCAAGAUCGACGCAAAAGAGGUUGUGGCUGGCAUGGCCCGCCUCAGCGUCGACAAGAAUGCAUAUGUCUUUGUGGACAACGAUAUCUUGCCCCCUCCAUACGAGGUCAGCGAUAGGGUCAGCACCAUCUCUCUAGACCAAACAAGACGGUGGGAGGAGAAGCUUUUGUCUUCAGCAAGAAACCGCCUCGCCAUUUCCGCGCUGUCACAGAACCCUGUAUCAGCCAUCCUCACCAACAACAAUGCAGCCGUUACCGAUAGCCAGAUUUUCAACAUCAAGAUUCCCUUUGAAGGCGCCCCAAUCACCAACCAACGAUCGUCCGGCCGAUGCUGGCUAUUUGCUUCUACCAAUGUCUUCCGUGUUGCCAUCAUGAAGAAGUACAACCUCAAAGAAUUUGAACUCAGUCAGUCGUAUCUCUUCUACUGGGAUAAAAUCGAGAAAUCCAACUGGUUCCUGGAGAACGCUAUUCAAACGGCUGGAGACGACCUCGAGGGUCGCCUGGUGCAGGCCCUCUUUGCAGAUCCAGUUGGGGAUGGUGGUCAGUGGGACUUUGUGGUCAACCUAGUCAAUAAGUACGGAUUGGUACCGCAGACACUUUACCCUGACUCGUACAAUGCCAAGAACAGCAGCAAGAUGGGUUCUCUUAUCACGACUAAACUGCGCGAGCAAGCAUUAGUUCUGCGAAAGCUAGUUGCUACUGGAAAGACAGACUUGAUUGCCGCUCACAAAGAGUACUUCCUACAAGAGAUUCACAGCAUUUUGACGAUCAUGUUGGGACCACCCCCAAGUCCUGACAAUGAAUUUACCUGGACAUUCUAUGAUGCCGACAAUAAAUACACCAAAGUUAUAACGAAGCCUACACAGUUCGCAUCAGCACUGUCAGACAAACAGACUCUCCGGGCCUGUGGUGGAGCCGAUGUCAAUGAGCUCUUCAGUCUGGUUAAUGAUCCCAGAAACGAAUACAACCGCCUUUUGACUGUCGAUAGACUGGGUAAUGUGGUCGGAGGCGUACCGGUUCGAUAUGUGAAUGUCGAAAUGGAGACAAUGAAAUCGGCUGCCAUCUCCAUGCUGAAAGCGGGCAUACCAGUUUUCUUCGGCAGCGAUGUGGGCAAGUUUUCUGACUCUGCGUCUGGAAUCAUGGACACAGAGCUAUUCGACUUUGACCUAGGCUUCAACAUCAAAUUGGGCCUGACGAAAGAACAACGUCUAAAGACCGGGGAAUCUGCAAUGACUCAUGCCAUGGUUCUAACGGCUGUCCAUGUAGAAAAUGGCAAGCCUGUGCGAUGGAGAGUACAGAACUCAUGGGGCGAGGGUGCCGGAGAUAAGGGCUGGUUCGUCAUGACGGACAAGUGGAUGGACGAAUUCGUCUAUCAGGCCGUUGUCGAUCCACGAUUCGUGAGCAAAGAGACGCGUAAUGUGUUGAAGCAAGAUCCUAUUGUCCUUCCUUUGUGGGACCCAAUGGGUGCUCUGGCUUAG
This is a messenger RNA of Talaromyces marneffei, 1491 nucleotides long. RefSeq lists its product as uncharacterized. Gene Ontology annotation, biological process: L-homocysteine catabolic process; proteolysis; response to toxic substance. The coding region runs from base 1 to 1491 and encodes 496 amino acids. Gene Ontology annotation, cellular component: cytoplasm. The transcript has 4 exons. Lineage: Eukaryota; Fungi; Ascomycota; Eurotiomycetes; Eurotiales; Trichocomaceae. The record is from RefSeq and is a predicted model, not a curated record. Gene Ontology annotation, molecular function: cysteine-type aminopeptidase activity.